AUGGCAGACUCCACUGAUCUUAACCUGGACGAUGCUCCCAGUGACCUUCAAGAUAUUCCAGAUCUGGCGAUGCAAUUGGUCCCUCCUCCGGAGGGGACAUAUCCUGAUAAAGCAACUCUUCUAGCCGCAGUCCAGGAACAUGGCAAAGAGCAUGGCUACAACGUGGUUGUCAAGUCAUCUAGCACGCCCACAGAAAAGAAACCUGGUCGCACUGCUAAGGUAUGGCUGCGCUGUGAUCGUGGGGGCCAUUACCGGCCACGAAACGGCCUGACUGAGGAGACGCGCAAGCGUCGCAGGACCUCGCGAUUGAUGGAUUGUCCUUUUAUGCUCGUCGCCGCAGGCUCUCCAGGUAUUUGGACCUUGACAGUGCUGAACGCGACACAUAAUCAUGGUCCUAUUAUCGAGAAGCCGCGACAGGUGCCUCACCAUAAGGUCCGCAAGGGCCAGCUCCCAGCCAUUCCAUAUGACUGGCCUCAUGAUGCCUCAUUCACCCCAUACACCACUGCGCUUGUGAUCAUUGACAUGCAAAAGGACUUCUGUUUACCCGAGGGCUACAUGGGUUAUCAGGGCUAUGAUGUCUCUGGCGCGCAAGCUUUGAUUCCCCAAUUGCAAAGGCUGCUUGAGGCUUUCCGUUCUGGGGGCUUCCCAGUGUAUCAUACUCGUGAGGGACAUCGACCUGAUUUGUCAACUCUUUCAAGCCGGGAGGCAUACCGAUCCCGCAACAAUACAUCCGGCUUGGGCAUCGGUGCCCCUGGGCCCAUGGGUCGCCUGCUCAUCCGUGGAGAACUGGGCCACGACAUCGUGGACGAACUCUAUCCACGCCUCGGUGAGCCGAUCAUUGACAAGCCCGGUCGAAGUGCCUUUGCACACACCGAUUUCGAGCUUCUCCUGCGCAACAAAGGUGUGAAGAACUUAGUUAUCGCUGGUGUCACCACCGACGUCUGCGUCUCGACAACCAUGCGCGAAGCUAACGACCGUGGCUUUGACUGUGUCGUCUUGGAGGAUGGUACUGCAGCGGCUGAGCCAUCGCUGCACCUGGGAACAAUCGAGUCUGUGAAAAUGGAAGGCGGUAUCUUCGGAUCUGUUGCCAAACUUGAAGAUGUCAUCCAUGCAGUCGAUAAUUUCAAAGCUGUCACCAUGAAAAAGCUGGCCCCUCAAAUGGCCGUCUGA
Molecule: messenger RNA, 1170 nt
Organism: Penicillium paradoxum
Lineage: Eukaryota; Fungi; Ascomycota; Eurotiomycetes; Eurotiales; Aspergillaceae
Product: cysteine hydrolase family protein
Exons: 4
Coding region: 1-1170 (389 amino acids)
Source: RefSeq, a predicted model, not a curated record